Molecule: messenger RNA, 2332 nt
Organism: Gloeophyllum trabeum ATCC 11539
Lineage: Eukaryota; Fungi; Basidiomycota; Agaricomycetes; Gloeophyllales; Gloeophyllaceae
Exons: 14
Coding region: 1-2262 (753 amino acids)
Source: RefSeq, a predicted model, not a curated record
AUGAACGCGGGGGGUCUUGGAGAGACUCGGGAACGAGACGAAGAAACCGCUCCAGGCAACAACCCUGUUGAAGCACAGCGACCACGGAACUCGAUCUCGUCAUUCAUAUUCAUAUCCUUUAUUCUAUUUCUCUUAACGAACCAUAAUGGUGCGGAACUAGUAGCUCAGAACCAGUACCGGGAUGCGCUGCGGUCGUAUAACUGGCAGCUGGGGAACUAUUCGGCGUGGCUGAACGGAACGGAGAGUAAUUUCACUCUGCCAGAGACCGAGCCUUUGCUGGAACCUCUGAUCCACUCUUUCGUUGCUCCGGGGAAUGAGCUGAAUCCGUCCACGUCCUCGUACUACUCUAAUAUCACCGGAUACAUCCAAUGCACUCUCCAUUUCCACAACAUCACCACUCCACAUUCGUUCAAUAGCUCCGAAAUGCCCUUGCCAGCAUGGGCGCCGCUGGCGGACAGCCUCAUGAAAGGUGCGAAUAUGACUGAACUCGUCGAAAGAGUGAGUGUGGGCGGGUGGAAUCUGUCUGCGCCGAAGAAGCUAGGAUGGAAUGGCGCUGAGAAGUUCGCUCCGACGAGCUGGCGGUUCAAUUCAUCGACGCCUCGGGAGGAUGUCGCUAUGGUCCAUGGACGUAUGGAUAUGACAGACCCCAACACGGGCGCAGAGUUCCGCCUGACAUUCGAAGGAGUGCAUUUCCUGAAGAACGGUUCGGUAUACGGACUGGCGGAACCGGGAGACAUCAGCCCUGAUAUCCGACUGUUGCCUGGUGUUGUCCCGCAACCGUACAAAAAUCUUACGGCGCAGCUAGUGGAACCUGAGAUGGCGAGGCGGGUCGCGCGGCUCCAGGCUCAGCUCGAUAGCGGGACGAUGGACUUCAGCGUCAUAAACGACGAUCAAUCGCAGUCGCGCCCUCGCUGCUCGCUCACUCUCUUCAUGCAAUUGAAGCCUACCUCUAUUCCUCGCGACCGCAUGAGAGAGCUGGAAGCAGAGAUGCUCAAUCCUACCGGUAUCACGACCGUGAAGGACCCCGGAAUUAAGAUCGAGGGGGUUCUGGUGAGCAAAGAAUGCGGAUUUGUAUGGGAACUGCAGGACGGCGAAGGCGUGAGGAGUGCUGCUUGGUUCAGAAUGGUCACUACAUAUGCGGGGAUUGCAGCGCUCGUGUACCUGUGCCUGCUCGGCCUUCUCGCACGUCAAAUGAAUGUAUCAAAUACGCCGACCAACUUGUCCCGGCUGUCUCGGUGGUCCUUCUUGACGCAGGCCUUAGCCGAUUCAAUAUUCUUUGCUGGGCAUAUUACCUUCGCUGUAGUCACCGAAGGGAAGCCGUCCGUCUCUUUGGCCGCUCCUGCAUUCCUAGCGUGUCUCUUGUUCGUUUACGAGGCGCAAUUUGCCAUCUUGAUCUUCCAGAUCCAGGCUCCAGAGGACUCCGCGCCUGUACCGGCUCCUGCCGCAGCUAGGCAAGCAGGAGAAUCCGGGGAUGCGAGCCAACAGAGCGAGCCCGGCGUACCCUCCCCCAACGUUAGUUCGGCGCCAUCUCUCUCGGAUCGUAUCCGAUCGAUAUACUCUCGAGUGACAUCCCAUCCUCAAUUCAAGCUAUGGUUCACGCUUGCUGUUUUCAUCGUUUUCGUCAUACGUAUAAGUAUCUACCCCCCGCUGGCACUGUUUGUGUUGGGAGGUAUGUAUGCCGGCUUGUGGAUUCCUCAGAUCUACCGCUCCGCCAGGAGGGGACGGACGAGUGGCAUGAAUAUGGAGUAUUUGGUGGGAACGACGAUAUUGCGGCUGGCUAUUGCGUAUUACUUCUUAGCCUACAAGGGUAAUAUCUUGGAUAUAGAAGCAAAGGAGUGGUUCUGGCCCUUGGCGGCUGUUCUCGUUGCAGAAGUCCUCGUCAUCCGUUUGCAGGAAUUAUUCGGACCCGCUUUCUUCCUCCCGAAACGGCUCUCAAAUGUUCCCACUUACGACUACCACCCUCCCAUACCUCUGCCAGACCCCGAGGCACCGGAGCAGUCCUUGGGAGACUGUGCCAUAUGCAUGGACGCUAUCCUCGUUGACCCGGUCAAUUCGAAGAGAGCUAGGUCUAGCGAUGGUAAGGAGCCUGGGGACUUGGACCUGGGUGGCUUGCUGAAUAGGGUGAGCCGGGGUGCAUCCGGCGGGAGGAAGAAUUAUAGUUUGGCGCCGUGUCAUCAUUUGUUCCACACAGAGUGUCUUGAAAGGUGGUUGGCCAUCAAGAACAUAUGUCCUCAAUGUCGGAGACCUCUUCCUCCUCUGUAAUGGGUCUUCUAUACUAUACGGGUGUACCAUUAUAAUAUACAUUGCAUGUAAUCCUAUGGCACUCUGGAUU